UGACCAGGCCCUUGGCACCCCGCAACUCGCACCCGGCACGCUGACCCCGCUUCUGGGGUUUGGGACCGCGCUGCCCCGCAGACCCCCGCCGGCCCGACCUGUUGCUAGUUACCCUUGAGGACCUACAUUUUCUUGCUUGAGGAGGUCUCUUGUUGGCUCAAAAUGAGCCAACUGAGACUGCUUCCUGCCCUGCUUAGGGCUCGGGCUAUGCGCUUCCUCGCUCCACCCCAUGACGUCCAGGUAUCCUGCUGGCGUGGCAGGUCAUCCGGGCCUCCAGCUACCUUCCCAGGCAGCGGAAACAGAGGAGGCUCCAAUUACAUAGAAGAGAUGUACUUCGCCUGGUUGGAAAACCCCCAGAGUGUCCACAAGGCUUGGGACAAUUUCUUCAGUAAAGCCAAGAGGGAGGCCUCUUGUGUGCCAGGCCAGCUCCAAGCCCCAUCUGUUGUUCCUGAGAGCAGGGCAGUCAUCUCGAGCCAGAACAAGACCAACAAGCUGGUGGAGGACCACCUGGCUGUGCAGUCCCUGAUCCGGGCCUACCAGAUUCGAGGUCACCAUGUUGCUCAGCUGGACCCCCUGGGCAUUCUGGAUGCGGACCUGGACUCCUUUGUGCCUUCAGACUUGAUCACAACCAUUGACAAACUGGCCUUCUAUGACCUACAGGAGGCUGAUCUGGAUAAGGAGUUCCAGCUGCCCACAACAACCUUCAUUGGGGGUACAGAGAAUACCCUUUCACUGCGAGAGAUCAUUCGUCGUCUGGAGAACACCUACUGCCAGCACAUUGGCCUGGAGUUCAUGUUCAUCAACGAUGUGGAACAGUGCCAGUGGAUCCGGCAGAAGUUCGAGACCCCUGGGGUGAUGCAAUUCUCCACUGAGGAGAAGCGCACGCUGCUAGCCCGUUUGGUGCGGUCCAUGAGGUUUGAAGACUUCCUGGCUCGGAAGUGGUCCUCAGAGAAGCGAUUUGGCUUGGAGGGCUGUGAGGUCAUGAUUCCUGCGCUCAAGACUAUCAUUGAUAAGUCCAGUGAGAUGGGAAUCGAAAACGUCAUCCUGGGAAUGCCCCACAGGGGCAGGCUGAAUGUACUGGCCAAUGUGAUUCGCAAGGAUCUGGAGCAGAUCUUCUGCCAGUUUGACCCCAAGCUGGAGGCAGCAGAUGAGGGCUCUGGAGACGUCAAGUAUCACCUUGGCAUGUACCAUGAGAGGAUCAACCGUGUCACCAACAGGAACAUCACACUGUCACUCGUGGCCAACCCCUCACACCUGGAAGCUGUGGACCCAGUGGUACAGGGGAAGACAAAGGCUGAGCAGUUCUACCGUGGGGAUGCCCAGGGCAAGAAGGUCAUGUCCAUCUUGGUCCAUGGAGAUGCUGCCUUUGCUGGCCAAGGUGUCGUCUAUGAGACCUUCCACCUGAGUGACCUGCCCUCUUACACCACCAAUGGCACCAUACAUGUCGUUGUCAACAAUCAGAUUGGCUUCACCACAGACCCCCGCAUGGCCCGCUCCUCACCCUACCCCACUGACGUGGCCCGUGUGGUCAAUGCGCCCAUCUUCCAUGUGAACGCAGAUGACCCUGAGGCUGUGAUGUAUGUGUGCAGUGUGGCAGCUGAGUGGAGAAACACCUUCAACAAAGACGUCGUGGUUGACCUGGUCUGUUAUCGCCGGCGUGGCCACAAUGAGAUGGAUGAGCCCAUGUUCACACAGCCACUCAUGUACAAGCAAAUCCACAGGCAGGUACCUGUGCUGAAGAAAUAUGCAGAUAAGCUCAUUGCUGAGGGCACUGUCACCCUGCAAGAAUUUGAGGAAGAAAUUGCCAAGUACGACCGGAUCUGUGAGGAGGCCUAUGGCAGGUCUAAGGACAAAAAGAUCCUGCACAUCAAGCACUGGCUUGAUUCCCCAUGGCCAGGCUUCUUCAACAUGGACGGGGAGCCCAAGAGCAUGACAUGCCCUACCACAGGCAUCCCAGAGGACAUGCUGUUGCACAUUGGCACCGUGGCCAGCUCUGUGCCCCUGGAGGACUUCAAGAUCCAUACAGGCCUCUCUCGCAUUCUGCGAGGCCGUGCAGACAUGACCAAGAACAGGACAGUGGACUGGGCGCUGGCUGAGUACAUGGCCUUCGGCUCCCUGCUCAAAGAGGGUAUCCACGUGCGGCUCAGUGGGCAGGAUGUGGAGAGAGGCACAUUCAGCCACCGACACCAUGUUCUCCAUGACCAAGAAGUUGACAGGAGGAUCUGUGUCCCCAUGAACCACCUUUGGCCAGACCAGGCACCCUACACCGUGUGCAAUAGUUCCCUCUCAGAGUAUGGAGUUUUGGGUUUCGAGUUGGGCUAUGCCAUGGCCAGCCCCAACGCACUAGUACUCUGGGAGGCGCAGUUCGGUGACUUCCACAAUACGGCCCAGUGCAUCAUCGACCAGUUUAUCAGCACAGGGCAGGCCAAGUGGGUGCGGCACAAUGGCAUCGUGCUGCUGCUGCCACAUGGCAUGGAGGGCAUGGGUCCAGAGCACUCGUCAGCUCGGCCUGAGAGGUUCCUGCAGAUGAGCAAUGAUGACUCAGAUGCAUAUCCUGCCUUCACUCCUGAUUUUGAGGUGAGCCAACUCUACGACUGUAACUGGAUUGUCGUCAACUGCUCCACUCCAGCUAACUACUUUCAUGUCCUGCGCCGACAAAUCCUGCUGCCCUUCCGCAAGCCACUGAUUGUCUUCACACCAAAAUCUCUGCUGAGGCAUCCAGAUGCCAAGUCCAGCUUUGACCAAAUGGUGUCUGGGACUAGCUUCCUCCGGCUGAUUCCAGAGGAUGGAGCUGCAUCGAAGUCCCCUGAGCAGGUACGGCGCCUCAUCUUCUGCACUGGCAAGGUCUACUAUGACCUGGUGAAGGAGCGGAACAGCCAGGGUUUGGAGAGCCAGGUGGCCAUCACGCGCCUGGAGCAGAUCUCUCCAUUCCCCUUUGACCUCAUUAAACAAGAGGCAGAGAAGUAUUCAAAUGCAGAGCUGGUGUGGUGCCAGGAGGAGCACAAGAACAUGGGCUACUAUGACUACAUCAGCCCACGCUUCAUGACCAUCCUGAGCCGGGCACGGCCCAUAUGGUACGUUGGCCGUGAUCCAGCAGCUGCUCCAGCCACGGGGAACAGAAACACUCACCUGGUAUCUCUGAAGAAGUUUCUAGAUACAGCCUUCAAUCUCCAGGCCUUUGAGGGCAAGACAUUUUAAAAGCUGAGCAAGACCUGUUGGGGUCUUGCAGUAGUGCUCUCUGGGAAUACUGGGGACUAGCUAGUUGCCCGUGCCUAGGAGAUGGGUGAUGGGAUUCCCCUCCCCAGAAUAAAAAAGAUUAUUGAGGCCAAAGAAUAGUCACUGCUGGCUUCAGGAUUAUACCACUUUGGGCCUUGUUUUCUUUUGUUUGUUCGUUUGUUUCCAAAUUCUAUUAGAAUUGAGCAAGCAGGGGUGUAGGCUAAGAAAAGAGAGCUUGUUUUGAAGUAUUUCUCCAGCUGCCCUAGAAAUUUGGGGGUGGCAUCUCCCUAAGUGUCAGUAAUUUUAUUAGCAGACAGUUGUCGAGGCUGGCAACCUUGUCUCCAGUCUGUCCCAUCCUGGCAGAACUGGCUAGCGUUUACCCUGUUCUUGUACAUCUGUAGAUCUGAGGAAUAGUUGCUUUUGUGCUAAUAGAAAUAGAGAUUUUAGCAAUAACUUAUCAGGUGAAGCACAACCCUGCUCCAUGAUUUAUUUGUGCUCAGUUUUAUGGGGCAUACCCUAAUGAGGUAUAUCAGAUUCUGUGUAAAAUAUGGCCAUAGCUCAUGUGUAAAGUAGAAAACCAAAUAACAGAAAUAAAAGCAAGAUUCAUGAGA
This is a messenger RNA of Suncus etruscus (white-toothed pygmy shrew), 3827 nucleotides long. It is a transcript of the gene OGDHL, whose product is annotated as oxoglutarate dehydrogenase L. NCBI's taxonomy places the organism in Eukaryota, Metazoa, Chordata, Mammalia, Eulipotyphla, Soricidae. The record is from RefSeq and is a predicted model, not a curated record. The transcript has 24 exons. Bases 163 to 3198 code for a protein of 1011 amino acids. Gene Ontology annotation, molecular function: oxoglutarate dehydrogenase (succinyl-transferring) activity; thiamine pyrophosphate binding. Gene Ontology annotation, biological process: tricarboxylic acid cycle. Gene Ontology annotation, cellular component: oxoglutarate dehydrogenase complex; mitochondrion.